AUGGGAAAUAAAGCGGGUGGUCAAGGCAAAAAAGAUCCGACUAUAUUAACUGAUGAAGAUCUAAAAGUAUUAAAAUUAAAUACUCAAUAUACAGAAGAAGAAAUUCAAGCAUGGCAUACAGGUUUUCUUAAAGAUUGUCCAUCGGGUAAACUAGAUAAAAAACAAUUUCUUAAUGUAUAUAAGAAAUUUUAUCCAGAGGGUAAAGCUGAUAAAUAUUGUAAUUUUGUAUUUAAAGCAUUCGAUAUAAACCAAAAUAAUACUAUUGAAUUCACUGAAUUCUUAUUAGCUGUUAGUAUAUCUCAACAUGGAAAUCUUGAACAGAAAUUAAAAAUGGCUUUUGAUAUUUAUGAUCAAAAUAAAGACGGAGAAAUAAAUCGUAAAGAUAUGAUUAAAAUAAUCGAAGCUAUGUAUGAUUUAGCUAAUGAAGAAGAUCGUGCUGGUGAUAAAGCACCUGCUAAACGUGUUGACCUGAUUAUGGAACGUUUAAAGAAAGAUAAAACUGAUGUUGUUCUUCGUACUGAAUUUAUUCAAGGUUGUCUUCGAGAUGAACUUUUACGUAAAAUUCUUGCACCUAAUACGGCUCUUUUGCCAGGAGGACAAACGUCUACUACAACGACUACCACAAAUGUUCCAAUAUAUACAACAACAUCAAUUAAUGAAACGGGUGCAGCUGUUUAG
Messenger RNA from Rotaria sp. Silwood2, 678 nucleotides. NCBI's taxonomy places the organism in Eukaryota, Metazoa, Rotifera, Eurotatoria, Philodinida, Philodinidae. The record is from the annotation of a GenBank genome assembly.